Molecule: messenger RNA, 7456 nt
Organism: Clunio marinus
Lineage: Eukaryota; Metazoa; Arthropoda; Insecta; Diptera; Chironomidae
Source: the annotation of a GenBank genome assembly
AUGGCCGAGUCCGCUAUGUAUACAAAAACCCUCGGGGUGUUAGCAGCAGUAGCGGCGGCAGUCAGCAACAAACAGUCACAAAAUAAAACGAAACGACGUCGUCGUAACUUUUCAAGUUCAACAUCGUCAUCAUAUUCAUCAUCAUUGGCAACAACAUCGACAGUCCAAUCGAGUAUUGUUGCACCAGCAUCAUCAAGUAAGAAACUAUCACGCGAACAACAAGCAACAUCAUCAUCUUCUGUUAAAGAUUUGAUUGCAUAUCGAACACGUUCACGAACACAAUCGACUGAACGUGGGGUUGAUUUAGAUUCCAUUGGUAGUCUUAAACGCAAAUCAUUACGAGCGUCUCGCUCACAUUUAUUAAGUGACAGUGAUUUUGACGACGAACUAAGUCAAGAAGAAGAAGAGGAGGAAGAAGAAGAAUUGGAAGAGGAAGGAGCUGAAAGUGAUAAAAAUAAUAAGAGACAAAAGACAAUUUCAAAUACAAUUCGUAAUAGUAAACUACGUGGAGUUGGUGUAAGCAACUCAAGUAAAAUUUGUGACAAAACAGUAACAAAUAAAUUGACAGAAAGUUCAUCGAAGAUCAGUUUAAAUAGUGAUAAAAAUCAAUCAACAUCUCGAACUCUUCGCUCACGUAUAAAAAAUAGUUAUCAACCUUCGACAAUUGCAUUGAAUUUAAGAAGUAAGACAACAGCAGUAACAACAACUAAAACAUCAACAAGUGUUCAAAUACCAAAGAAACGGCAACGUAUUGGUGAGCAACAAACUCAUCAAUCGUGUAGUGUGUUAACGAAUCCAGAAAGUACGGGUUCAAGUAGUAAAGCCCCGAACCUGGGGGCACGUUUAUCUCGUAAUAGUGGUCGGGAGCCCCAUUCAAAUACAACACAAGAUUUAACCGUCAAUAACACCACACAACAGCAGCCGGGGCAACCACCACAAAAUUUGCUGCGCCGCAGCUCACGUGGCAAAGGAGCUUCUUCUUCUUCAACAACGGGGUCUUGCGUUUCAUCAUCAACUUCCACCAACGCUGUCGCCACUAACUCAACAAUAGCCGUAGCAUCUUCAUCAUCAACAUCAUCACGUACAUCAAAUCGUAGUGGAAAAGCAUCAGCAGCGAUAGCAGGAAAACAUCAACAACAGCUUUCAAAUUGUGGAACGAGUGGAAUCAUUGAUUUAAAUCCUUCAUCAUUGACGUCACAAAGUGGUGUUACAUCAGCUUUAGUGAGUAAUCUAGCUGCAGGAACAUCACAAGCAGGGACAUCUGGCCAUCAUCCAGAUUCAGAAAGUGAUGAUAGUGAGGUUGGAAGAUUACAAGCAUUACUUGAAGCUCGCGGACUUCCACCACAAUUAUUUAGCGCACUUGGACCACGUAUGCAUACACUUUUACAUCGUACAAUGGGUGCAAAUAGUUCAUCAAAAGCACAACAAUUACUUCAAGGACUUCAGUGUCAAGAUGAAAGUCAACAGCUUCAAGCAGCAAUAGAAAUGUGUGAAAUGCUUGUAAUGGGAAAUGAAGACACACUCGCUGGUUUUCCAAUAAAACAAGCAGUUCCAGCAUUGAUUAAUCUCGUUCGAAUGGAGCAUAAUUUUGAUAUGAUGAAUCAUGCAUGUCGCGCAUUUGCUUAUAUGUUGGAGGCAUUGCCAAGAUCAUCAGGAACAGUUGUUGAUGCUAUUCCAGCUUUACUUGAAAAGUUGCAAACAAUUCAAUGUAUGGAUGUUGCUGAACAAAGUUUAACAGCUUUGGAAAUUUUAUCAAAACGACAUAACAAAGCAAUCUUACAAGCGAAUGGUGUUUCAGCUUGUCUCACAUUCUUAGAUUUCUUCUCAACAAAUGCACAACAUGCAGCGCUGGCAAUCACGGCAAAUUGCUGUUUAAAUCUUCAUGCCGAAGAAUUUCAAUUUGUUAAAGAUUCAUUACCAUUAUUGGCACGUUUACUUGAACAACAAGAUAAAAAAAGUGUCGAACGCAUAUGUAAUGCAUUUUAUCGUCUUAUUGAUAGUUUUCAACAAGAUCCAGUGACAUUACAAGAAAUUGCCAGCAUGGAAUUACUUAAGAACUGUCAACAAUUACUUGUUGUAACACCACCAGUUCUUAACUCACUUACAUUCACAAAUGUUGUACGAAUGUUAAGUGUAAUGUGUGCCAAUUGCCCUGAUUUGGCAAUAACGUUACUCAAAAAUGACAUAGCAUCGACACUACUUUAUCUUCUUACAAACUCAGCAAUACGAACAUCAAAUGGUGAAGUUGAUCUUGUUCAGCGUAGUCCAUCAGAACUUUAUGAGAUCACAUGUUUAAUAGGCGAACUUAUGCCACGUUUGCCAAAUGACGGAAUCUUCUCUGUCGAUGCAUUAUUAGAACGUUCUAAUAACAAUUCACAAGAUGCUGUUCAAUGGCAAUGGCGUGAUGAGAAAGGUGUAUGGCGUUCAUAUUCAGCAAUAGAUUCAAGAAUAAUUGAAGCAGCACAUUUAAAUUCAGAUGAGGAGAUAAGUUUAAGCACAAUGGGGCGAACAUAUACGAUUGAUUUUCAUGCAAUGCAACAAAUAAAUGAAGAUAGUGGAACAACGAGAGCUGUACAACGCAAAGUAAAUGCACACAUUGAACAAUCACCUGUUGCUUCUGGUGGAUUAGAUAAUGAAGGAUUCUCUGGUAUGAUGAAUUUAGCUGCACGGCCACCAAAUGCAACCAGAGAUGCACGUAUAGCAUGUUUAAAAGAAGAACGUGGUUUAGCAGCUGAAUUCAUUAAAAAUCUUUUCUCAGUAUUGUAUGAAGUUUACAGUUCAUCAGCUGGACCAUCAGUUCGUUACAAAUGUCUUCGUGCACUUCUUCGUAUGGUUUAUUUUGCUAAUGCUGAUCUUUUACGUGAUGUUUUAAAGAAUCAACUUGUGUCAUCACACAUUGCUGGAAUGAUGGCUUCAAAUGAUCUUCGUAUUGUUGUUGGUGCACUUCAAAUGGCUGAAAUUUUAAUGCAAAAACUCCCUGAAGUUUUUUCUAUUCAUUUUCAACGUGAAGGUGUGAUGCAUCAAAUAAAUCAAUUAGCUGAUCCAUUAGUUCCAAUUUGUUCAGUACCAUCACCAAAAUCAAAUGCUGUUGGGCCAAGUACGAGUGCACCACCAAGUGCUCUUGCAACAUCAUCUCUCGCACAAUUUGAUUUCGAUAAUGCUAUAGCAUCAACAUCAAAAGGAAUUACAUCAUCACAUGUUAAAAAUUUAAAUUCAUCAAUGGCUAUGGCAAGUAAAAUGACGAUGCCAAUGCCAUCAACAAGUUCUUUAUUAUUACAGCCAUCGCAAACAUCAUCAGCUCAAGGAACGUUUGCAAUCAACUUAAAUGCAACAGCCGCUGCGGCAAAUAAAUCAAUGAUAACAAGUGGUGGUAUUCAAAUUGAAUCACUUAGUGGAUCACCACCAUCACCAUCAAAUAAUGGAAAUUUAUUAAUGAAUGCCAUUUAUCAUGGUGUUAAUAAUAUACCAGAUCCAGCAGCUGUUCGAAGUUAUCAUCCAGCUCUUCAUGGUGGAAAUGUUUAUUCUGCACAGCAUCAACAACCGACACUUUUUCAAUCAGCAUCAGCUCCAACACCAUCACAAGAAACGCUUUCAUUUACAUCUUUAGAUCCAAAUCCUUCAAGCGGUGAAAGAUCAAGCGGUGGAUUAAAUAAAGUGUCGGAUAUUUUGAAACGAAAAGUUCCGCCAAAAAGAAAGUCACAGCACAAUAAUAAAUCUAAGAAUCGAAAUGAUGAUCAACAGCAACAUCAAUCAGCAAGCUCAUCAUCAACAACAUCAUCAGGGAAUGUUGUUCAAGACUUUAUUAACAGGGCUAGUAAUUUGGGAACAUCGUCGUCAUCAUCAGGUCGUAACAAUACACCAUCAACAGCAGCAAGUUCGUCAUCGUCAACACGGUCAAGAUUUUCUGGUGCAUCAUCUAAAACUACCUCAUUCUUAGCAUCAUUGAAUCCUGUACGAUGGGGAAGAACAUCUUCAUCGCAUUCAACAUUCAGUGGUUCAAGUAGCACAAGUAAGGAUGGAUCAAAUAACUUGAGUAAAAGUACAUCAAGUUCAAAUUUAAUUGCCGCUGGUAAUCGCGAAAAAGCACGUCAAUGGAUCAGAGAUCAAUCGAUUUUAUUUGUGAAACGUUAUCAUGAGUCUUCCGGUGUACAUCCUGCAUUGACAAUUCUUGAAAGACUUAAAACUGCUAUUCAAAAGCUUAAUGGAUCAUACGAUCAUUGUUUGAGGGCUUUGGAAGAGUUGAGAAAUAUUUUAAUGGAAAGUGACAUUUCACCAUUUGAAGUUAAUCAUUCGGGACUUAUAAAAGCAAUGUUAAAUUAUAUGACAAAUGAAAAUGGAAAUGUUUCAAGAAAUGAUCGUUUACGAUCUUUUCUUAAUGUCUUCACUGCAUUACCGUUGGAUGGAAAUCAUAGUGGCAUAGUUUCAAUAAAUUCAGCACCAUUUAGUGCAUUCGUUGCAAAACUCAAUGGAUGUGUCACGCAACUGGAACAGUUCCCUGUUAAAGUUCAUGAUUUUCCGUCGGGAACUGGUGGUCGUUCCAAUACAAGUGCUCUUAAGUUCUUUAACACGCAUCAACUAAAGUGCAAUCUACAACGCCAUUCUGACUGCAGUAAUUUACGCCAAUGGAAAGGUGGAACUGUAAAAAUUGAUCCACUUGCUCUUGUCCAAGCAAUUGAAAGAUAUUUAGUUAUACGUGGUUAUGGUGGGAUUCGAACAGAUUCAGAAGAAGAUUCUGAAGAAGACAUUGACAACAUUGAUACAGCUGCAAUGAUUAGCAUGGGUGGAACUAAGCAUAAAUUACAAUUUCUUAUUGGUGACCAUGUGUUGCCAUACACAAUGACAGUUUAUCAAGCAAUACGUCAGUAUUCCCCAUUGGUUAAUGAUCAAUCUGAGACUGAUACAGACACUGAAACUCCAAUUGGUAAUGCGAGUAUCUGGAUACAACAACACACAAUUUAUUAUCGGCCAGUCGAAGAGAAUUCAAAUAGUGGAAGUUCAAGUAAAAGUGUAAACUCAUUAGCAACGUCAACAUCAUUCAAUGCAUCGCGUAAAAACAGCAAAAAUUCUCUAGCAAAAGUUCAAAAUCGUCGUAGACCUGAGUUUUGGGCUGAUGGUAGUGUACCGCCAAUAGCGUCGCCACUUGUUCCAUUUCUUGUACCAAAAUUACCCGAUCUUGAGACCGUUGAAGAUGCAUCAAUUGAAGUUCUUGCUUUAUUGAGAAUUCUUAAUGGACUUAAUCGUCAUUGGCCUUCACUUUACUAUUCCGUACCACAUUCGCAUGUCAUUAGUCAAAGUGAUUUCAUUCAUUCAAAGAUUGCUGCAAAAGCAAGUCGCCAACUUCAAGAUCCACUUGUAAUUAUGACUGGAAAUCUUCCAACAUGGUUACAAGAAAUCUCAACAGCAUGUCCAUUCUUGUUUCCUUUUGAAACACGCCAUUUGUUGUUUUAUGCCAUCUCAUUUGAUCGUGAUCGUGCUUUACAACGUUUAAUUGAUACAACACCAGAUCUCAAUUCUGCAGAUACAUCAGAACGUGUGACACCACGUCUGGAUCGUCGUAAACGUGCAAUAUCACGUGAAGAUAUUCUUAAGCAAGCUGAAGUUAUAAUACAAGAUUUUGGACAUUCAAAGGCACUUCUUGAAAUUCAGUAUGAAAAUGAAGUUGGAACUGGUUUAGGACCAACGCUUGAAUUUUAUGCUCUCGUCUCUACUGAAUUACAACGCAUUGAUUUGGGAUUGUGGAAUGAUAGCGACACCACUAAUCCGCAAUAUGUUAAUGCACCAUGUGGUUUGUUUCCAUUGUCUUUAAGCAAGACUGCAAAAACUUCACAAAUUUCACGUCUCAAGUUUAAAUUUAAAUUCUUGGGCAAAUUCAUGGCAAAAGCUGUAAUGGACAGUCGAAUGUUGGAUCUUCCAUUCUCAAUUCCAUUUUAUCGUUGGUUGUUAGCAGAGGAGAACUCUCUUAGUCUUUGUGAUUUAGGACAAAUUGCACCGGAAGUGCAGGGCACUUUGUUAAGACUUAAUGAGAUUGUAAAGCAACGUGAAAUUAUUCAAUCUGAUCCAACACUUGAUGCAAUGGAAAAGACUGAAAAGAUUGAAGCCUUAGAUUUGGACGGCUGCCCGAUUGCUGAUCUUGGUCUAGAUUUUGUUCUUCCAGGAUUUCCAAACAUUGAACUACGUCGCGGAGGUCGUGAUAUUCCUGUUACUAUUCACAACCUCCAUCAAUACAUAUCGCUUGUGACACAUUGGUUUUUGGUUGAAGGUGUUAACAGACAAUUCGAAGCAUUCCGUGAAGGUUUCAAUUCCGUAUUUCCGAUUCAUCAUCUUCGUAUUUUUUAUCCUGAGGAAUUAGAAAAUGUUUUCUGUGGUUCAGGAACAUCAAGUUAUACAAAAUGGGAUACUCGAAUGUUAGCUGAAUGUUGUCGUGCUGAUCACGGUUUCUCACAAGACUCAAUCGCUAUUCAAUAUUUCUACGAUAUUUUAAGUCAAUAUAAUCGUGAAGAGCAAAGAUUAUUUUUGCAAUUUGUGACAGGAACUCCAAGAUUACCAACUGGAGGUUUUAAAGCUCUCACACCACCGCUUACAAUUGUCAGGAAGAAAGUCGAUGGAAAUCAAGACCCCGACGAAUAUUUGCCAUCAGUUAUGACAUGCGUCAACUAUUUAAAAAUACCUGAAUAUUCGUCUCGUGAAGUCAUGAAAGCCAAAUUAAAGCUUGCUGCAAGUGAAGGCAGUAUGAGCUUUCAUCUUUCUUAAAUGAAAUUUAUUACUUUCUAACAAAUAGAUCAAACAAACACCGCGCUCCCCCUCCGAUGAAAACAAAGAAUAAAAAACUGCUUAGAUAAAAUGAAAAAUUUUGGACCUAUGGAGAAUGAAAAAGGGUCCUUGUUUUUUAAAAUAUGUAUGGUCAGAGCAGUUUCUUUUGUCUUAUUUCUUUAAUAUGUCUUAUUUCAUGAUCGAUUUUAUUGUUCGAGUUCAAUUAAAAAAUAUCUUUGUUUUGAGAAAUAGAAAGAAAGAUUCGAAUGAGUUUUGUCUUUAAUCAAAUGAGGAAAAUUUGAAUACUUCUGUAAAAGAAUCUUUAAUUAUUUUCAAGAACGCAUUUCAAUUUUUUUCUGUUUUGUUGGUCUUAGAUUUGUUUUUACUCAUAUUCAAGUUUUUUAAAUGAUAAGAUUUUCCUUUAGGUAUGUUUUCUGAAAGAGAAUGCAGAUGUGCAAUGAUAAGAACAUUAAUAAUCAAGUGUUGUUGUAAUACAAUACAAAGAAUAUGCGACAAAGGUCUGAUCUAGAAUUUGACGAUCUCUUUAGGACCGAAGCAAUAUGUCUUUGUAAUUCACAGCAUUGAAAAAAUGUAUAAAAAAUCAUAAAUUAAAUAAGCAACUGAAAUAAUAAAAAACCAACUUUAUGUCUAAGGAUUAUUAAAUAAAAAAGGAAUAAAAAUUGAAAUUAAUAUCAGACAAAAAUUA